Messenger RNA from Penicillium pulvis, 1662 nucleotides. RefSeq names its product guanosine diphosphatase. NCBI's taxonomy places the organism in Eukaryota, Fungi, Ascomycota, Eurotiomycetes, Eurotiales, Aspergillaceae. Gene Ontology annotation, biological process: protein N-linked glycosylation; nucleoside diphosphate catabolic process. The transcript has 2 exons. The record is from RefSeq and is a predicted model, not a curated record. Gene Ontology annotation, molecular function: GDP phosphatase activity; UDP phosphatase activity. Gene Ontology annotation, cellular component: Golgi apparatus; membrane. Bases 1 to 1662 code for a protein of 553 amino acids.
AUGUCGACUGGAGUCGACGAUCAACCAGCCCCUAAUCAACCUCUAGAUCAGAGCACAUCUGUCCGUCAGCGCUCUUUCUCCCGGAGCAACGGUUCUUUCUUCGCGUCAGCUGUCGAGUCCGGUCGAGUAUUUGAUAAACAAACCGCCACCAUGGCACAGACCCAAAGAACGCGCUACGUAAAGACUGGCGCCAUCAUCGCGUUUGUGUUUAUGGUCCUUUUGUGGCUGUCCCCGUCCCGUUCAACUGUUUCUAGCUACACCCAAGAACAAACCCCUGCGACCUCCGGUUCCGGAAAGUGCACCAAACCUUUCGAUUCUUCCAAGCCCCUGAUUCAGUAUGCACUCAUGAUUGACGCCGGUAGCACUGGCUCCCGAAUCCACGUCUAUCGAUUCAACAACUGUGGCUCUACUCCGGAAUUGGAGAACGAGGUCUUCGAGCAGACUGCUAAGAAGGAGGGCGCCGGCUCUGGUCUCAGCUCCUACAAGGAAGAUGCCGAGGGUGCUGCUCUCAGCUUAGAUCCUCUUAUGGAGGUUGCUAUGCAGAACGUCCCCGCGGAGUACCGGUCUUGCACUCCGGUUGCGGUCAAGGCCACCGCCGGUCUGCGUCUAUUGGGCCCCGAGUUGAGUGGCAACAUUCUGGAUGCUGUGCGCCACCGUCUGGAAACUGCCUACCCCUUCCCCGUUGUAUCCAAAGAGAAGGGUGGUGUGGAGAUCAUGGACGGCAAGGAUGAGGGUGUCUACGCCUGGAUUACCACUAACUACCUCCUCGGCAAGAUUGGUGGCCCCGAUCAGACCCCCACCGCUGCCGUCUUCGACUUGGGUGGUGGUUCCACUCAGAUCGUUUUCCAGCCCACCUUUGAGCAGAGCAAGGCUGGCGGUAUGCCCGAGCAUAUGGCUGCUGGUGACCACAAAUACGAGCUCAACUUCGGUGGUCGCCAGUUCGAACUCUACCAGCACUCUCACCUUGGCUACGGUCUGAUGUCGGCUCGUGAGGCCAUGCACAAAGUUGUUUUGGAGGCUAUGUUGGCCAACAGCCCGAAGGACCUGUCCUGGCUGAAGCGCCCCAUCUCCAACCCUUGUAUCGGUCCUGAUAUGGAGCGGGAGGUUACCGUCAAGUUCGCCGAGCCCCACCCCCUUAGCCCCUCCGUCACUGUGAACAUGGUGGGUCCCAAGGACUCGACUGCUGCUCCUCAGUGCCGUGCUAUUGCCGAAAAGACCUUGAAGAAGGAUAACGACUGCAAGCUGGCCCCUUGCUCGUUCAACGGUGUUCACCAGCCGUCUCUCGAGAAGACCUUCUCUCGCGAGGAUGUCUACAUUUUCUCCUACUUCUACGACCGCACUGCCCCUCUUGGUAUGCCUUCCUCCUUCACUCUGGGUGAGCUCCACGACCUCACCUCUACCGUCUGUGGUGGUGAGGACAGCUGGGGUGUCUUUGAGAGCGUCGAAGGCGCGAUGGCAGAGCUCCGUGAUCGUCCGGAGUGGUGCCUGGACCUGAACUUCAUGCUUGGUCUUCUCCACACCGGUUACGAGAUGCCCUUGUCUCGCGAGGUCAAGAUUGCCAAGAAGAUCAAGGACAACGAGCUGGGCUGGUGCCUUGGCGCUAGCUUGCCUCUUCUCAGCCAGGAAUCUGGCUGGACAUGCCGCAUCAAGGAGGUCUCAUAA